This is a messenger RNA of Anopheles coustani, 1737 nucleotides long. RefSeq names its product cytochrome P450 307a1 (gene spo). Gene Ontology annotation, molecular function: heme binding; monooxygenase activity; iron ion binding. NCBI's taxonomy places the organism in Eukaryota, Metazoa, Arthropoda, Insecta, Diptera, Culicidae. The record is from RefSeq and is a predicted model, not a curated record. The transcript has 2 exons. Bases 1 to 1737 code for a protein of 578 amino acids.
AUGGCCUACACCGGUUUGAUACUGGCCGUGCUGACGAUCAUCCUGUCCGUGGUGUGCUACUUCAAGAUCCUGUACGAAUGGCACCGCAAGGUGCGCCUGCAAACAGUCCGACCCGGGCGCCUCCAGAAGCUGGCACAGGUCGUGCAGCAGCAGCAGCACCAGCAGAAGCAACAAUCAACCACCAACGCCACAACAACCGAGCUGGUAACGUUCCCGCAGGCGCCGGGCCCGAUCCCGUGGCCCAUCCUCGGCAGCCUCGCCUUCCUCGGCCAGUACGAGGUGCCGUUCGAGGGCUUCACCGCGCUGGCGAAGAAGUACGGCGACCUGUACAGCAUCACGCUCGGCUCCACCCGCUGCCUGGUCGUCAACAAUCUCGACCUGAUCCGGGAGGUGCUGAACCAGAACGGCCGCUACUUCGGCGGCCGGCCGGACUUCCUGCGCUUCCACAAGCUGUUCGGUGGCGAUCGCAACAACUCUCUGGCCCUGUGUGACUGGUCAGCACUGCAGCAGAAGCGGCGCAACCUUGCCCGGAAGCACUGCUCGCCGAGCGACGCAUCGAGCUACUACCAGAAGAUGAGCGAUGUGGGCGUGAUGGAGAUGCACCGCUUCAUGGACCAGCUGGACGAGGUGGUGUCGCCCGGGAGCGACUUCAAGGUGAAGCCGCUGAUCAUGCAGGCGUGCGCGAACAUGUUCAGCCAGUACAUGUGCUCGGUGCGGUUCGACUACAACGACCAGGGGUUCGUCGACAUGGUGCGCAACUUCGACGAGAUCUUCUGGGAGAUCAACCAGGGCUACGCGGUGGACUUCCUGCCGUGGCUGGCGCCGUUCUACCACAAGCACAUGAGCAAGCUGACGCGCUGGUCGGCGGAGAUCCGCGACUUCAUCCUCGAGCGGAUCGUGAACGAGCGCGAGCAGACGCUGGGCGACGAGGACACGGAGCGGGACUUCACCGACGCACUGCUGAAGAGCCUGCGAGAGGACCCGUCGGUGACGCGCGACACCAUCAUGUACAUGCUGGAGGACUUCCUCGGGGGCCACUCGGCCAUCGGCAACCUGGUGAUGCUGGCACUCGGCUACAUCGCGAAGAACCCAGCCGUCGGCCAGCACAUCCAGAGCGAAAUCGACCGGAUCACCGAGCGCGGCCAGCGCAACGUCACGCUGUACGACACCGAGAGCAUGCCGUACACGGUGGCCACCAUCUUCGAGGUGCUGCGCUACUCCUCGUCCCCGAUCGUCCCGCACGUCGCCACCGAGGACACCUGCAUUGCCGGGUACGGCGUCACCAAGGGUACGGUGGUGUUCAUCAACAACUACGAGCUGAACACCAGCGAGAAGUACUGGGACGAGCCGAAGCGCUUCAACCCGAGCCGGUUCAUCGAGACGGCGACGCUGGCGCAGAUCCGCACCGACCUGGGCGAUUCGCCGACGGCGCGGCAAGACCUCUGCAGCAUCAUCAAAACGAACCGCAUCAGCAGCGAGAACGAGCGCACCAUGCAGAUCGAGCGCGUCCGCAAGAACAUUCCGCACUUCCUGCCGUUCAGCAUCGGCAAGCGCACCUGCAUCGGGCAGAAUCUGGUACGCGGCUUCAGCUUCAUCAUCAUCGCCAACAUCCUGCAGAAGUACAACGUCUACUCGAACGACACCACCCAGAUCAAGAUGUACCCGGCGUGCGUGGCCGUCCCGCCCGACACCUACUCGCUCGCCUUCACACACCGCACCGCAGGCGAAACCCGCUGA